Messenger RNA from Cladophialophora yegresii CBS 114405, 1389 nucleotides. RefSeq lists its product as uncharacterized. The transcript has a single exon. The coding region runs from base 1 to 1389 and encodes 462 amino acids. NCBI's taxonomy places the organism in Eukaryota, Fungi, Ascomycota, Eurotiomycetes, Chaetothyriales, Herpotrichiellaceae. The record is from RefSeq and is a predicted model, not a curated record.
AUGCAGACGUUGCAUCAGGUUGUUGAAGACGGUUCCUUCUGGCUGUUGCCGGACCGAGAUGUCCUGCAGUUGAUAAAAUCGGAAUUUCCCCAGGAACUCGAACGACUGAAGAACGCGACCUUUGUGCGGAGCUCUAACGCGCCUCGUCCCCCAGGGCCUUCUAUUGCCGAAUUGCUAUACGGACAGGAUUACCCCGAGAUCAACCGCACUCUGGUCGGCGUGCUCGCGCUUCGCUGGCUUCAUAAUGACGACUAUGAUCGUUUCAUCGGCUCCCAGGGACCCCCGCCCAUUGUGCUGAAGCGCGAGUCUUUCGCAUGGCUUCGAAGUCUCUUCGACAAAGGUCUCCAGUCCACGGAGGACACAUACACGUUGAUCGUUUCGAUGGUCACCAACGAUCUGGGCAAGGACCCGGCCCUCGCUGACGAUUAUGCGAAGAAAGUGGGCAUCGACAUCUCGAAAGUCAACCACGACAUGAUCCUAUACCAUGCAGUCGAAGAGGGUAUGGUCCCCGCGCUAGACCGCCUGACGAAGCAAGCUAGAGACUAUCUCCUGCUGGGCAUCAAGCUGGGUUCGGACUUCAACUUCGGCCAACUCGCGCAGGCGGAGAACGCCCCGGCCUCGCUGUCCGGUCUGCUUGACAUGCGCGGCCACGAUCGCGCCUUUGAAAUGCGCUUCAUGGAGCAAGUCCUCGACCUCGCGGGCGCGGCUGGGCACGAGGACUGGACCUGCGCCAAGAAGAUGAUCGAGCCGAUCUUCCAGUCGUACCGGAACGUCUAUGAUGUCGCCCACGGCAUCAUCUACGAAGGAAUGCCGCUCAGAGAAGGGUACGACAUCAUCCUUCGUCGCAAGCUCGCAUUGCUCCACUGGGGGGGAUAUUCGCGCCACUUCGACAUCACCCGGCCGGAAGAUCGGGCCCUGAUGCGUCUGUUCUGCCUGGGCAACACGACGGACGCGGACAACGCAGAUAUCUUCUACACGGCGUUUACGCAGCGGAUUCCCUCAGAAACACGAUCGCAGCUGACACACGGCUUGAACGUCGAUGGCUCGGUCGACGAACCGGCCGUCCAACCGACUUAUCUACCGGCCAUGCUGACGAAGGCGGUGGGAAACACCGCGACUGGGUCGCAGGAGGACAAGAUCGCCGCCGUGGCUGCACUGUUGCGGUUCCUGGGCCGGUGUUUUGUCGUCGAGCCCGAAACUCUGCAGAGCCUGCCGCGUGGCGUGACGGUUAUUGAGCGGGACGUGAGGAAGCUCAUCCCCGUGCUGGAGAGCGACGAGUUCAAGCGCAACCCAGACGUCCUGGACAAGGAAAGCAUACCUGAGGGUCAAGUCGCGAACAUGGCGCCCGGGCUGGAGGCCAUGCGGUGGGAGAGAGAACGUAUGAUGUAG